AUUAAAGCCCAAGAGCCGUUCUUAAGUUCUUCCUCUAAAUCCGACUUAUAAUUAAUUAGGGGCUACAAUUAGUCUCAUUUCCAGUUUGAUUGAUUGAUUGAUAGCAUUAGGCACAGUAGAGAUAAAUGGCGAGAAGGGCUGAAGCACUCACCUCUUUCCUACCCAUUUCCUUCGUGAUGAUGUUGAUGCUACUGAUCCCUUUCACCUCAGGCCUGGUCCAAGAGCAGAAAACUUGGUGUGUCGCAAAACCAUCGUCCAGUCAGGCAACGCUGUGGGAGAACCUCAACUAUGCAUGCUCUCAGGUGGACUGCGGCAUCAUCAGAGAGGGCUGUGCUUGCUUUAAGCCAGAUAAUCUCAUGUCUCACGCUUCGAUCGCAAUGAAUCUCUACUACCAAGCUAAUGGCAAAAACAGCUGGAACUGCUUCUUCAAGAACUCAGCACUCAUCGCCACAACCGACCCGAGUUUUGGCGACUGCACUUACGCUCAUAACGAUUGAAAGGAGGCCGGGUUAAUCGAGGUUAAUUAGCAACGAUCGAGUUGUAGCACCUGCACCAAUAAGCUUAAUUAGCAGCGAGUUGUAGUUGGAACAUAAUUUGGAGGAACAAGGGGAGAUUGGUAGCAUUCUCUUCA
Molecule: messenger RNA, 631 nt
Organism: Asparagus officinalis (garden asparagus)
Lineage: Eukaryota; Viridiplantae; Streptophyta; Magnoliopsida; Asparagales; Asparagaceae
Product: glucan endo-1,3-beta-D-glucosidase-like
Exons: 4
Coding region: 126-497 (123 amino acids)
Source: RefSeq, a predicted model, not a curated record